AUGUCAGAUUGGGAUAAAACUAUGGAUUUAUUAUUUGGAUUUGUUACUGGUCAUAUUCAUUCUAGAAUGUUUGAAACAAUAUUAAAAUUUUCAAUUUGUGAUUUAUUAGAAGAUGGACCAAAACAUUAUUCAGAGAUUUCAAAAAUUAUUGGAUUUAAGAAUGAAUCCUAUUGUUAUAGACUAAUGAGAUAUUUUGUACCAUAUAAAUUAUUUAAUGAAAGUGUUGUUCAAGUUGGACUAUUUUCAAAAACACCAUCAAGUACACAAUUUUCAAAGAAUGGAACAUUGAAAAAUUUAGGAAGAUUUCAUUGUCAAGAUCAUCAUUAUAGAAUAUUUGAAAGUUUACCAAAAACUUUAGAAAUGGGUAAAAAUCAAGGACCUUCCUCGAUUGGAUUAUCAAGUUUUUGGGAACACUUUGAAACUGAUGAAUCCUAUAAACAAUUAUUUCACAAUGCUAUGAAAGACUAUACUUCAUUAAUUAUUGAUAGAUUAAUAUCAAAGAUUAGCUUAUCACCAAAUUUUAAAACUGUAGUUGAUAUUGGUGGUAGUCAUGGUUUUUUAAUUGGUAAACUUUUAGAAUCAAAUCCAAAUAUUCAUGGUAUUAAUUUCGAUUUAGAAAAUAUUAUAAAUAGUUCAACAAGUAAAAAUGAGAAUUUUCAACAUCCAAGAUUAAAACAUGUUUCAGGUGAUUUCUUUAAUUCAGUACCAGAAGCUGAUUGUUACAUUUUGAAAUAUAUACUUCAUGAUUGGUCCGAUGAAAAAUGUAUUACCAUUUUAAAUAAUAUUCAUAAAUCUUUAAAACCAAAUGGUAAAUUAUUCAUUAAUGAUUUAGUACUUGAUCCAUCAAAUUAUACAAAAGAAGCUGUUUUUAAAGAUAUUCUAAUGAUGCAAUAUUUUGAUGCUAAAGAAAGAAGUAUUAAUGAAUGGCAUCAAUUAUUUGAAAAAUGUGGUUUUAAAAUUGAUUCAGUUGAUACUUCAAUUUCACCACAAUUAAUGAUUGUUUCAAAAAUCAAUUCUUCAAAUAUUAAUUUAAAUGAUUGUACAAAUUUUAAUUCUGAAAUUGUUGAAGAAAAAUUAAAAAAUUCAUUACCUCAAUUUGUAAAUUGUUAA
Messenger RNA from Dictyostelium discoideum AX4, 1110 nucleotides. It is a transcript of the gene omt12, whose product is annotated as O-methyltransferase family 2 protein. Gene Ontology annotation, molecular function: methyltransferase activity; O-methyltransferase activity; protein dimerization activity. Bases 1 to 1110 code for a protein of 369 amino acids. The record is from RefSeq and is a predicted model, not a curated record. The transcript has a single exon. Lineage: Eukaryota; Evosea; Eumycetozoa; Dictyosteliales; Dictyosteliaceae.